AAAAUCCCCCUCACAGCACUGAACCAUUCCGACCUCAUGAUUUCACUUUCAGCUGAUAGAACCUUUCCUUCGAAGCUCUCGUCCUCCUCAAAUGGACUCUGAAGAGCGACCCCUUUGAUCAAUUUCGCCCUUUGCUGUGAGUAGUUUCUUCAUCAUCACAAAUUUGAUUCAUCCCCAUCGUUGCAAUCGAAUCAUCUGUUUCACUGUUUUACAAGCUUCGGACUCGUGGUUUCUCCGUAUCCAUACUGAUUGAUGCCCAGAUUUGAUGAUGAUCAACAUGGAAAGAACCCGUGAAAGUGCUGAGAAAUGUAGGGGUAGCAGUCCGAGGAAGACGGCAAAGGUUGCUGAGACCAGGGAAGGCGAACAAGUAGAUAGGCUUAGCAGUUUGCCUGAUUCUGUCCUUAUUCAAAUCCUGGCACUUUUGCCCACUAGAGAUGCCGUUAAGACACUGAUGAUCCCGAGCCUCGGUCGCCUAUGGGAUCAAACUUUUAUCUUGGACUUCGAUUGGUGCGCGGCUCACCGUUGUUCCCAGAAACUGUGCAAUGACGGCCCUUUCGAGGAACAGUUUGGACGGUUUGUUGCUUUCGUAGACCGUACCGUGAUGCUCCAUAGAAGCCCGCGGGUUUUUAAAUUCCGCCUGAAGAUUAACUGUAGCGCUGAUUACCUCCAGGAUCGAAAUUUGCCCCGAGACCCUGAAGAGGAUGAAGAGGCUGAUAACCGAACACAGUUGAUGGAAUUACUGGACUCUUGGCUGGAAUCUGCAAUUCAGAGGAAUGUUGAGAUAUUCGAUUUGGAUUUCAUUGCCUGCGGCUUUCCUGGUUUCUUCAAUCGAUACGUGUUGCCUCCUUCUGUUCUCCGUAGCAAUUCUUUGGUUGAAAUGAGGGUGGCCAGCUGCAGUUUGAAAUUUUAUCCCCAGAGCUGUAUGAAGGCACUCAAGUGUUUGUAUCUUGAGGAUAUUAUUCUGACUGAUGAUCUCAUCGAGAGUAUUUUAUCUACAUGUCCUGUGCUCGAAACUCUUUCCUUGAAAGAUUGUUAUGGCUUCAGUAGGGUGAGUUGUGAGUCCCAAAUGCUUAAAAUGGUAAUCGUUUCACCAGAUAUUCUGUCAGAAUGGAAAAUUGAGGUUGCAGGCCCAUAUAUCACAUCGCUAAGCAUCUCAGGAUGGAUAGAACGUAUGAGCCUUGGGAAUUUACCAUCUCUUCAUGAUGCAACAAUUGAUAUCUGCAAUCAGUUUUGUUGUGUUCCUGAUGACUAUCUCUUGGUCAAGAAGGUUUUUGAGAAGCUUCAUCAUGCGAAAGUGCUUACAGUGCAUGAUCUGCCCAUUUUGGUCACGAUGAUUUGGGAGUUGUUAGGUUGUCAAUGUCCGUCCUCUAACUGGCAGUGCUUAGUUCUGAAGACAAAGUUGAACAAAUGGCACCUCCCAGGAGUCGCAAAUCUCUUGAGGAACUCUCCUUCUUUGGAGACGCUCGAUCUUCAUAUUUUCAAAGGCGAACUUCCUCAGACGCCCGUACGGGACUCAUGGCUCAUCUGGUAUAAAUUUGACGAAGACAACUACUGGACAGCGAAAGACCACUCUUUCAGUUGUUUAAGGACUGGCCUGAAAACUGUUAAAUUAUCCGGAGACGUGAUGAAGGAUACCGUCCUCCAGUUCGUGCAGUUUUUACUUGGCAAAUCACUGGUCUUGGAGGAGCUCAUUAUCUUCAUUGGGACAAAAGAUCGUUCAAUUAAGGAUGGAGAAUUGAAGAAAUAUAAAGAGAAGGUGUUUCAUUUCCCGGUAGCCUCGCAUAAAGCUGUAGUCAGGUUUCGCUGAAGGGUUGUCGUUCCUUGGAAUGUCUGAUCCGGAUCGAAUCAUGUGAUCUUUCACCAGAGUGACUAUUGAUUAGAGCUGUUCAUAGUAGUGCUUGGUGUUUGUAAACAAUGAUCUGGAAUCUCAGGAAUCUCAAAUUCAAAGAUGUAAUUGUAGACUCGUAUUGCAACUUGAGAUAUGCUUUCUGGUCA
Punica granatum (pomegranate) is the source of this 1995-nucleotide messenger RNA. The record is from RefSeq and is a predicted model, not a curated record. Lineage: Eukaryota; Viridiplantae; Streptophyta; Magnoliopsida; Myrtales; Lythraceae.